AGCGAGUGGAGCUUUCGGCCUCAGGACCCACACAGAUCGAACAUUCAGUACAGUUCAUUCAGUGCAAGCUUCAGUGUUGGUUGGUUUCCACUCUUAUCCAGAAAAUUCUUUAGCCAAGGAGAAACGCUGGUCGGUUUUGUAUUUGGUGAGAGAUGGCAGACCAGGUUGGGGCUGGUAGGGCCAUGGGCCGAGCUCGUGGACGAGCAAGACUACAAAUUGAGUUGGAGAGAGAGGCGGAAGAAGCAGGAUGGGCCAGGAGACCUGGGGCCGUUGCACCCGUUGCAGCCCCCGGUGGCACCCCUGGUGGCGCCCCUAGACCUGCAAUCGCUAGAACCGAAAGAGCCCACAGGGCCGGCCCAGGGCACGAUGUGUUGCAGAGAUUAGAACGUUCUGUCCGUGAGGAACGAAUUUCUCCACAAGGUUCAGCUGAAGGAGCCGCUCCAGUCGGUAGAGGAGGAAUGCGAGGUCGCAGGAGAGUCAACGAAUCUGAAUCUCUCCUCACGAGACCCACUGGGUGUGCCAGUAAACAAGGGUCUUAUGGUCAAAAGAUCAAUCUCCAGGCCAAUUACUUUAAACUGGAGACUGAAUCUGUAACAGAUUUUAGUCUGUAUCAAUACAGAGUAGAUUUUUCUCCAGAUGAAGAGAGAACAGUGGUUAGAAAGGGUCUUCUCCGCUUCCAUCAUCCGUCCAUUGGUCCUUACAUUUUUGAUGGGACAGUUAUGUACUCGAAUUCGCUACUUGCGCCAAAUCUGGAAUUUUUUUCUACGAGAUUGUCGGAUAAUCAACAAAUCAGGAUCACGAUUAGAAUGGUUGGUGAAUUGCGCAAGGGUGACCAUCACUACAUCCAGUUCUUCAACAUUAUUAUGAGGAAGUGCCUCGAUCACUUAAAUCUUCAGCUGGUCGGAAGAAACUUCUUCGAUGCCCAGAAUAAAGUACAAAUCAAAGAAUUCAGAAUCGAACUGUGGCCUGGAUAUCUGACAUCGAUUCGUCAAUGUGAACACGACAUUCUGAUGUGUGCGGAAAUCUCCCACAAGGUCAUGCGACAGGAAACCGUCUACGAUAUGUUGGAACAGUUUUACAUGAACUACGAGAGGGAUUACAAGAAAUUCUUUUCAAAGGAAAUCAUGGGCCAGAUUGUCCUUACUGGUUACAACAAUAACACUUAUCGAAUCGACGACGUUGAUUAUUCGGUUAGGCCAACUUCCACUUUCACUCUUCGCGAUGGUGAAAGAAUUUCCUAUAAGAACUAUUAUGAGACCAAGUAUGGUAUAAUUAUCAGAAACGAUUCGCAACCGCUGUUGGUAUCCAGGUCUAAACCGAAGGAUCGACGUGCAGGACAAGCUGAGCUUCUCUAUCUCGUACCCGAACUCUGCAGAACUACGGGUUUGACUGAUGAGAUGAGAUCGAACUACCCGACAAUGAACGCGUUAGCAACACACACGAAGCUGGACCCAAAGGCUCGCAUCGAGCGUUUAAUGUCUUUCAACAGGCGUCUAUUGCGCGAAAGUAAAGUCGUCAACGAACUAAAUGACUGGGGACUGAAGCUGGGUAACAAACUCGUCAAUCUCACGGGAAGAGUCAUUCCAAGAGACAAAAUCAUCAUGGCGGAUGGAGUGACAUUGUCUCCCAGGGGUGCAAACUGGGAUGGAGAAAUCAGAGCUAAUAAGAUGCUUAUUACUACUGAGCUUCGAGAUUGGGUUGUCAUCAUCACCCAACGAAUGAAGAACGAUUGCCAAGAAUUUAUUUCUGGCAUCAUCAGAUCAGCUAACGGAAUGAGAUUCAAAGUCGAGAAACCAAGGAUCGCGGAGCUCUAUGGUGAUCGCUCUAGCUACUACACAGAAAUGAUAGAAUCUGUCAUGAGUAAGUCAAAUCCCCAGCUGGUGAUGUGUCUCGUGCCAAACAACAAUCUCGAUCGAUACUCUGCGAUCAAGAAGAAGUGCUGCGUCGAUAGACCUGUCUUGAGCCAGGUUGUCCUGACGAGAACAAUAAUGUCCAAAGGGAAACCAAAUCUGACUGCAGCUACAAAAAUUGCUGUUCAGCUGAAUUGCAAACUAGGUGGCGCCGGAUGGACCGUUGAAAUACCCUCAGGAAAUUUCAUGGUGGCUGGUUUUGACGUCUGUCAUGAUAAGACAACAAAGGGUCGUGACUUUGGGGCUUUGGUGGCAUCUCUUGAUAGGCAUUUGAGUCGCUACUUCAGUGCAGUGAGUGCACACACUUCCGGCGAGGAACUCUCCAAUGACUUGGGGGUUAACAUGACGAAAGCUUGUCGCCAGUAUCAAAGGUUGAAUGGUAUCCUACCUUCAGUGAUUAUUUUCUACAGAGACGGGGUUGGCGAGGGUCAGAUUCCUUUUGUUCACGAAAUUGAAGUUCAGGAGUUGAAGAGAAAACUUGCUGAACUCUACGACGGAGAAAUUGCAAAUGUCAGAAUGGCAUUUCUCAUCGUGACCAAGAAGAUCAACACGCGUUUUUUCUACAAUAACGAAAAUGCACCCGCUGGUACCGUCGUUGAUGACGUCGUCACGAAUCCAGCCAGAUAUGACUUUUUCCUCGUCUCCCAGAGUGGAGGUAGAGGCACAAUCGCACCUUCUGCUUACAGUGUGAUCUCAGAUUCUUCCGGAUGGACUCCGGAUAAAAUUCAGAGAAUGACUUAUAAAUUAACCCAGAUGUAUUAUAAUUACUCUGGGGCGGUUAAAGUUCCUGCGCCUUGCCAAUAUGCGCACAAACUGGCAGCUUUAGUUUCCCAAGCGAUUCAAAGACCUCCGAGCGCUCUGCUCGAAACCUUACUCUAUUAUUUAUAAUUUAUAAGCUGAUUUGCAACUAUAGGAAAAUCAAGAUUCUAAUUCAUGACAAGUGAGACUUGCUUAUUAUCUUAUAUUUCUGACUCUUCAGAUUUGCGAAUAAUCUCUUUCGGGUUUCUUACCUCACAAGACGACUUAUUUAAGAGGUCUUUGCUAUUCCUGAUUUUUAUAAUACUACAAAAUUUAAUUUGUUACUUUUGACGGCCGGGUCGAGGAAGGAAAUAAGGAUGAGAAGUUUAGAAAAAAAUUGUAAUUAUUAUUUUUUAGAGACGUGGCAUAAAAUGUGCCUCGAAUCAUAGCAUACAAUUUGUGAUAUUUUUAUAAUGAUAGAUACAGAAUCCCAUUUAUUUACUUGUCUUGUAUUAAUAAAAUGCAUAAAUUGCAGUCUUCGAUAAUUACUUACAAAUAAAAAUUUCUGCACAGGUUACGUCCAAAUUACCUGUGCAGGAUCGCAUCCAGGAACAUGUCCAGGAUUCUCCAGCUGGAUUUUAAAUACAAAAUUAAUAGAUAAAUAAUAAGAAUUAUAGUUUAUAUUCCAGUGUUUGUUUGUAAAUUAAGUACGGAGAUUUCCGUAAACAAGUCUUUGAAGAUGUCCAUUAGUUAAUUAAGUUGAUUAAUUUCAAGAUACGAAAUAUAAAUUAUGCGUUGAUCGCAAAGCAAUAAUUAUACGCUUUGAUUUAAUUCAUGUGAUUUCUUCCCAAUUUUAGUUGUUAUGCUAACAAAUCUGUUAAAGGUUCUGCGACUAUUACUUACUGUUAUAAGUGUUCCUGAUUAGAAAAAACGUUUAUCUUCGAAACAUUUGUGAAAAUAUAAAUUUGUAUCACAGAA
Molecule: messenger RNA, 3626 nt
Organism: Belonocnema kinseyi
Lineage: Eukaryota; Metazoa; Arthropoda; Insecta; Hymenoptera; Cynipidae
Product: piwi-like protein Siwi
Exons: 12
Coding region: 153-2798 (881 amino acids)
Biological process (GO): regulatory ncRNA-mediated gene silencing
Cellular component (GO): P granule
Molecular function (GO): piRNA binding; protein binding
Source: RefSeq, a predicted model, not a curated record